This is a messenger RNA of Akanthomyces muscarius, 417 nucleotides long. RefSeq lists its product as uncharacterized. Gene Ontology annotation, biological process: positive regulation of transcription by RNA polymerase II; negative regulation of transcription by RNA polymerase II; chromatin remodeling. The transcript is spliced from 4 exons. Gene Ontology annotation, cellular component: negative cofactor 2 complex. Gene Ontology annotation, molecular function: general transcription initiation factor activity; protein heterodimerization activity; core promoter sequence-specific DNA binding. Bases 1 to 417 code for a protein of 138 amino acids. The record is from RefSeq and is a predicted model, not a curated record. Lineage: Eukaryota; Fungi; Ascomycota; Sordariomycetes; Hypocreales; Cordycipitaceae.
AUGUCGGACCACGAGUUUGGAGGCAAUGAUGACCUCUCACUGCCCAAAGCUACUGUUCAGAAAAUUGUCACGGAAAUCUUGCCGUCCUCGGCCGGUGUCGCCUUUGCUAGGGAGAGUCGCGAUCUGCUCAUAGAAUGUUGCGUCGAGUUUAUCACCCUAAUCUCAUCGGAGGCAAACGAGAUUUCCGAAAAAGAGGCCAAGAAGACGAUAGCCUGCGAUCACAUCACAAAGGCGCUCGAGCAGCUCGGCUUCUCCGAUUACGUACCAGCCGUCAUGGAAGCGGCAGCAGAACAUAAAGAAGUACAGAAGGGGAGAGAGAAGAAAUCAGACAAGUUCGCAAACAGCGGCAUGUCUAUGGAGGAACUCGCUCGUCUUCAAGAAGAACAGUUUGCUCAAGCCAGGCAGCGCCACGGUUGA